CGCCCAACCCAGCACAGUCCCGCGCACGACCCCAGCCCCGCAAGCCCCGCACCCACUGGCUCCCGCCACAUUUCGCCUCCGCGGGGACGGCGCCCCCUCCUCCCCGCGGCCCCCGCUCUCCCUCUUCGCCUUCCCAGCUGCGCUGGGGACACCCAGCCGCCGUCUGCGCGCCCCCAACCGCGACGCCCGGAGGCGGCGGGUCUCUUUGUUCGGGCGGCGGGCUCGGGGGACCCCUCCCGCGGUGUCACCGCACGCACCCCGCGCCCUCCCUCCGCCUCCUGGAGUUCACCCGGACCAGGUGGCGGCGGGUGCCUUUUGGGGGUGCGCGGCCAUGCAAUUGGUGGAUUUUUUUAAACCGUUUUGGAGGGGGGAGCGCGGCGUUGGGGGCGGGAGAGCGCUCCUUGCUGUGAGCUGCUCCUCCCGCUUUGCUCCGCGUUUUCCAGCCGCUCCGUUCCGGGUCUCCGGCGCUCCUCUCCCCGGCUCGGCGGAGCGCGCUGCCCCGACGCCGCCACCCAGAGCCGGGCCGCGCCAGGCGCCGAGAUGAAGGUGCUGGGACACCGGCUGGAGCUGCUCACAGGCCUCCUGCUCCACGACGUGACCAUGGCCGGGCUGCAGGAGCUGCGAUUCCCUGAGGAGAAGCCGCUGCUCCGGGGCCAGGACGCCACCGAGCUGGAGAGCUCUGAUGCCUUCCUCUUGGCUGCAGACACAGACUGGAAGAGGCGGGUUCCCUCCCUCGGCAAGAUGCCGGAGUGCUGGGAUGGGGUGGGGGAAGGCAACGCUGGAGCCGUGAAGCUGGCAGGGCUAGGGGACCCCAGGUGGAACCCAGGGCACCUCCUCUCGCCGGGGCAUCAGGAACAUGACAUCGAGACGCCCUACGGCCUUCUGCACGUGGUGAUCCGGGGCUCCCCCAAGGGGAACCGCCCAGCCAUCCUCACCUACCACGAUGUGGGCCUCAACCACAAACUAUGCUUCAACACCUUCUUCAACUUCGAGGACAUGCAGGAGAUCACCAAGCACUUUGUAGUGUGUCAUGUGGAUGCCCCUGGACAACAGGUGGGGGCGUCGCAGUUUCCUCAGGGGUACCAGUUCCCUUCCAUGGAGCAGCUGGCUGCCAUGCUUCCUAGCGUGGUGCAGCAUUUCGGGUUCAAGUACGUGAUUGGCAUUGGAGUGGGUGCCGGAGCCUAUGUGCUGGCCAAGUUUGCACUCAUCUUCCCCGACCUGGUGGAGGGGCUGGUGCUGGUGAACAUCGACCCCAACGGCAAAGGCUGGAUAGACUGGGCUGCCACCAAGCUCUCCGGCCUAACUAGCACUUUACCCGACACGGUGCUCUCCCACCUCUUCAGCCAGGAGGAGCUAGUGAACAACACAGAGUUGGUGCAGAGCUACCGGCAGCAGAUUGGGAACGUGGUGAACCAGGCCAACCUGCAGCUCUUCUGGAACAUGUACAACAGCCGCAGAGACCUGGACAUUAACCGGCCUGGAACAGUGCUGAAUGCCAAGACGCUCCGCUGCCCCGUGAUGCUGGUGGUCGGGGAUAAUGCACCUGCUGAGGACGGGGUGGUGGAGUGCAACUCCAAACUGGACCCGACCACCACGACCUUCCUGAAGAUGGCAGACUCCGGAGGGCUGCCCCAGGUCACACAGCCAGGGAAGCUGACUGAAGCCUUCAAAUACUUCCUGCAAGGCAUGGGCUACAUUGCGUACUUGAAGGACCGAAGGCUGAGUGGAGGAGCAGUGCCCUCGGCCAGCAUGACCCGCCUGGCACGCUCCCGCACUGCAUCCCUCACCAGUGCCAGCUCGGUGGAUGGCAGCCGCCCACAGGCCUGCACCCACUCGGAGAGCAGCGAGGGGCUGGGCCAGGUCAACCACACCAUGGAGGUGUCCUGUUGAAGCCCUCGAUCCCGCUGACGACACCCACCUGUCCGCCCACGUCGAGGCCCCACCGCCAUCCUUGCGCCGGCUCAUGUUCCCUUUAGUUUAUUUUUGUGAGGGCAAAGGGGAGGAAAUGGGGUUCUGCUUGAAAAAAAUGAGGGGAUCUAUCUUAGAUCCUUCAGCGGAACAGUCUCCAGGUGUCUCGAGGGGCUCACUCCUCCCCACCCCAUCUCACUCUCUGUGGUAACUUGGCUGACUUGACCCCUCUCAUCUCACUCCCUGCGGCCCAGGCACAGGAGGGCAGGGCCAUAGGGAGGGAGGUUCUCUAAGGAUCCAGGCCAUUCCUGGGUGAGCCCUUGGGCAGGCAUGUUUGCAGAUGGGAGAGGCUUCGAGAGGGUGGUUACUGGGCCCACAGGGGUACAGGGUCAGCUCAGGCACUGGAGUGGGAGCCCUGGGAGACCCCUUCCCCCACUCUCCACCAAGCACACCCGUUUCUGUCUCAUAGCACAUGUGACAAUCAUCUGGACAAUAGCCACAAGGGGGCGCUCGGACCAGGCAGCCACUUUCCUGGUGCUCUCUGGGCCCAGCUGGUGCUGUAGGGCCAGGCAGGCAGGGGCGUCAGGGGGUUUCUCUGCCGAAGGAAGACAGAACAUGGAGAACCGUGAGGGCAGGAACCCCACAGACUGUCCCUUCCAGCCCACACUCUGCCACCUCCUGGCCCUCUCCCAUUUCUGAGCCAAGGCCUCCCCGAGGCAGAAGUUGCCUGGUCAUCUGUCCCCACAGUGACCUGACUGGGGGUGAGGGAGAAGGAAGAGAGAGCCCAUGUAUGGCAUGUGUGCCCUGGGAACAUUGUGGUGACUGCCUUUGGGAGCCCGCAGGUGGCCAGAAGCAGGGGUAGCUGAGUUCCUGGAGACCCCUUUUUUGCCCCCAGGUUCCCCAGAGGGCAACGCCAUCAGUAGCAGUGUGGUGGUUCAGGCAGAGCUCUGGCCAGGCUGUGCCAGCGUGCCCCGGAAGCAUCACUAAGGAAGAGAGAGUUUAUCCAGUCAACUGGCCCAAGGCAGCGAGACUUCUACAGUCCCAUACCCCAUAGCCCCCUGGGCUGGGGCUUACUGGGGGCUGAUGAUUCUGGACACGAACAAGAGCCAGGUAGAGGAGAAAGGCUUCCCCCACACCCCAGCCCCCUGCUGUCCCCUGAAGCCCAGGACUGUGUUGUAUGCUUUCCAUCCACCCACCUUACCCUAUAGCAUCUUGCGGCCCAGAAACCAGAGCCAUUUGUCUCAGACCCUAAAUCAAUGGUCACAAACCUCAAAACAGAGAGGGGAGAGAGCAAUGAAAACAUGAAGGGCUGUGGAGGGGGGAGGGUCGUGGCGGGUGUUCUGAGGCUGAGAGGACACCUGUAUGCGUAUUUCCUCUAUACACAUCACCCCCCUUCUGUAAUCUUAAGCCAUGACUAGCCUGGUGAUGUGUUAGUUUGUGCCGAGUUCUACCCCCUCAUGUGCUUCUUCUGAAUACUGAAUGUGACUGGUUGAAAGCUGGUAGAAUUCAUCCCUCUUACUAUAGAUAGCACUGCAAAUCUUGGAAUUUUUUUUGUUUUUUGCUGUGUUUCCAGAUGAAAUAUCUAUAAAUAUCUAUACAUUAUAUAUAUAGAUGUGUGUGUGUGUGUGUGUGUACAUUGGGUCCUCCCAUGUGUGGUGGUCCUCCGGAGGCUGUCUCUUUGGUCAAGGUGAACUUUUAAUGUUUAUUAUUUUCUUCUCCGCACAAAGAGCCUAAUUCUGUGUAUUCUGGUGGCUGCUGUCAUGAGAUGACAAAAUGUAAAACAAAACUCUAGUCAACGUAGAAAGAGUUAACUGUGCUGAAAAACUAAUAAAGAACCUAAGAAUUCCA
This is a messenger RNA of Chlorocebus sabaeus (green monkey), 3756 nucleotides long. It is a transcript of the gene NDRG4, whose product is annotated as NDRG family member 4. The record is from RefSeq and is a predicted model, not a curated record. NCBI's taxonomy places the organism in Eukaryota, Metazoa, Chordata, Mammalia, Primates, Cercopithecidae.